Messenger RNA from Trichechus manatus latirostris (Florida manatee), 1414 nucleotides. It is a transcript of the gene ZFPL1, whose product is annotated as zinc finger protein like 1. The transcript is spliced from 8 exons. Bases 253 to 1185 code for a protein of 310 amino acids. Gene Ontology annotation, cellular component: Golgi apparatus. NCBI's taxonomy places the organism in Eukaryota, Metazoa, Chordata, Mammalia, Sirenia, Trichechidae. The record is from RefSeq and is a predicted model, not a curated record.
GGCUCCGCCCCUCCACUUCUUUACCGGCUUUCACGUCUAGUGUUAGCAGAGAUGCGGCGCGGAGGCUGUGGCGUCAUCAGCGCGGGCAGUACCCGGAAGAGACGUGGCAGCGGAGUGGUAAUUGGAGCGGCCGGAGCUAAAGGGAACAGAGCUGGGGCUCUGGUGAGCCUAGUCUCUGCCCUUCCACUCCUUGACUCCCCUCACGCGCCCGUCGGGACCAGUGCCGCGGCCCAUCAGUAACACGGGUCGACCAUGGGGCUUUGCAAGUGCCCCAAGAGGAAGGUGACCAACCUGUUUUGCUUCGAACAUCGGGUCAACGUCUGCGAGCACUGCAUGGUAGCCAACCAUGCCAAGUGCAUCAUCCAGUCCUACCUGCAGUGGCUCCAAGACAGUGACUACAACCCUAAUUGCCACCUGUGCAACAUGCCGCUGACCACCCGGGAGACGAUCCGCCUCAUCUGCUAUGAUGUCUUCCACUGGGCCUGCCUCAAUGAGCGUGCCGCCCAGCUACCCCGAAACACAGCACCUGCCGGCUACCAGUGCCCCAACUGCAAUGGCCCCAUCUUCCCCCCCUCCAACCUGGCUGGCCCUGUGGCCUCCACGCUGAGAGAGAAGCUAGCUACGGUCAACUGGGCCCGGGCAGGACUGGGCCUUCCUCUGAUUGAAGAGGUCGUGAGCCCGGAGUCUGAGCCCCUCAACACCUCCGACUUCUCUGACUGGUCCAGCUUUAAUGCCAGUGGGACCCCCGGACAAGAGGAGAUGGCCAGCGCCUCCGCUGCCACAGCCUUGUACAGCCAGGCCCCCCAGCCCCCUGCCUCCCCGGGCCGGCCUGAGCAGCACACGGUGAUCCACAUGGGCGGCCCUGAGCCCUUGGCCCACGCCCAGAGGAAGGUAUAUGACACGAGAGAAGAUGACCCGGCAGCAGGCCUCCUUGGGGACUGUGAUGAUGACAAGUACCGCCGCCGGCCUGCCCUGGGCUGGCUGGCCCAGCUGCUCAGGAGCCGGGCUGGGCCUCGUAAGCGGCCGCUGACCCUGCUGCAGCGGGCGGGGCUGCUGCUGCUGUUGGGGCUGCUGGGCUUCCUGGCCCUCCUGGCCCUCAUGUCUCGCCUGGGCCGGGCCGCAGCCGACAGCGACCCCAACCUGGACCCACUCAUGAACCCUCACAUCCGCGUGGGGCCCUCCUGAGCUCACCUGUGGCUGGGCCAGCCUAGGACCUGGAGGCCAGAGGCGGGGAGACCUGGGGGCCCUUCUUCCCAUACCUCUCCCUCAAGCCUGAGACACUAAGAGGCCAGGUCCAAAGCCGAGUCCAUGAGGGGGCUGCAGGCAGGGCCUGGAGCACCUGCAGCCCAAGCACUUGUCUUGACCUGCUUCCCCUGGGCCUCCAGCCUCCCGCCCCACCCACGAAGGAGCUGAC